Messenger RNA from Sparassis crispa, 576 nucleotides. RefSeq lists its product as hypothetical. NCBI's taxonomy places the organism in Eukaryota, Fungi, Basidiomycota, Agaricomycetes, Polyporales, Sparassidaceae. The record is from RefSeq and is a predicted model, not a curated record. Bases 1 to 576 code for a protein of 191 amino acids. The transcript is spliced from 2 exons.
AUGUCCUCUCUCGCCUCAGAUCGUUUCUCCGAUUAUGAACGCGAUGUGAAUGGGAAACUUAUACCAGACGGCGGCACUGGCUACAGGUUGAAACCCGCUGCCUUGGAAAAAUACAACCAGCUAUGGCUGAAAGAAGCCAAGGAACGUUUACCUGCUCCCACUGCCGAACUUCCCGGCAAAUACGAUUUCAUGUCGCUCAAGGACGGUAGCCCGGACCCGCCCCUACUACAGUACGGCAUUGCAGUCAACUUCGACAAGUUGCUGUCCUACGCGAAGGAGAAAAACCUCCUAGAGCCCGCCGCGCGCAAGCGCGGCGUAUCUCUUAGUUCCCUUUCUGACAUGCCCAUCAUCUCAGAAGUUAUCAAGGCCUUGGAAGUAGCGUGCAACGCCCGUCUUCAUUAUACAGCCCCAUGGGUUCCCGAUUACGAGGGAAUGGUCGCGCUUUAUUCAAACUACUCGAUGUUUUGGGAGCAGCUCGAGGAGGAGCACGAACAGGAGGUAAUCAAUAUCUUGCAAGAGGAGCUGGGCGUUACGGAGGAACCAAUGUGGUAUUGGGAUGCUGUGAACCAGCGAUGA